AUGGAGAAAUUCAUCGAUCAUCAGAUUAGCCUGAUACAACAAGAAAAGACCAUUGAUGUCGAAGAAACGUCGAAACUUUUAUCCACGUACACACCACUCCAACUUCAAAAACGCGGACUUGCCUUGAUUGGUCUCAAGGUUACGGGAAUGCGAACUGGUUUGGGUGGUAAAAGUUUAAUUGAUCUUGAACUUGCAAACCCAAUCAAGCUUCCACCUGUAUUACCUGCCCACAAAAUCUCUACGGGUGAUAUUGUCGGAUUGGAUGAAUAUAAAAAAGACAAGCCUUCAAAACAAUCGGCGCAAUGGUCUGGUGUUGUUUUGAGAGUAACUGAUUCCAAAGUGACUAUUGCUCUAUCCCAGGACACGGAUGAUGAACUCCCUCCUGAAAUCCAAGAACGCUGUCAAAUGCAAGCUACUUAA
This is a messenger RNA of Phycomyces blakesleeanus NRRL 1555(-), 420 nucleotides long. RefSeq lists its product as hypothetical. The record is from RefSeq and is a predicted model, not a curated record. NCBI's taxonomy places the organism in Eukaryota, Fungi, Mucoromycota, Mucoromycetes, Mucorales, Phycomycetaceae. The coding region runs from base 1 to 420 and encodes 139 amino acids. The transcript has 3 exons. Gene Ontology annotation, molecular function: RNA binding.